AUGCUGGAGAAAAUGAUGACCAGCACACCUAGACAAAGGUUGAACAAAUCAAUGCUUGCCAUGGAGUCAGCUGCGAUCAUGGAUACAUUGAGCUCGAUGAAAUCUCAGAUUGAAAGCAUGGAGAUAUUGCAGUGGGCAAAGCAGUGUCAAAUCGGGAAGAAACGAAGGGAAGAGUUCGAAAAUGAGAUUCACAGAAAGUUAGAUGAGCAUAGUCCAAAACAAGAUGACGAUGACAAAGUCUUGAAAACCUGCUUGAACAAUCUCAACUUGAUCAUCAUGGGUUUGAAGUUCGAAGAUGCAACUCUCAUUAAGAAAGCAAUGUUUGUUCCAAAUUGGAUUUUUCGAAGCAACUCAAAGCUUGCAAUCUGGCUAGAGCAUGGAUGGUUAUCUGCAUUUGUUGAAGAAGUGUGGCCUAUUAUCUUGCAGGAGGACGAUGACCGCGUCACGCAAGAUUUUGAGGAACUUUUCAUGGAGAUGAUUCAGAAAGGAAGCAAGCUUUUCUCAGAUUCGCAAAGGAAAAAAGAGAUCAGUAAGCUUCAAAGGAACAUCUCUCAGUUCUUGGUUGCAAUCUUCGACAUACAAUACUUACGAGACAGCCGUCGAAGCAAGCGUUGUAUGGAUUUGUUGAGAAAGUUCAAAGUCGAACCAAUCAUGACAGGCAAUUUUCAAAAGUUGCUGUUGCCAUUGUGUGGAAAGGUGCUUGAUCGGAUGAAUAUGGACAUGAUAUCCGAGUUGUCAGCCCUGGUAAAUUGGGCUGAGAUUCUGUCUGCUGGUUCUCUUCAAGCAAUCCUUGGUAAAGAUGUCACACCGCUUGGCUUUGUCUGUCAAAGACAACCUCCGAGAGACAGGAUCGAAAUUGAUGCUGUCUGCAAUUCAAGCAUGAAUGUAUUUUCACACAGAUUAUGCUCGUUUGAUUUGAAGGUAUUCCUGCAAAGAAAAGAUAACAAGCUUGUCUGCGAUUUGAAAAUUGUUGCUUCAUCUUCAAUGUCCAGUUUCUUAUCUAAUGGCGAAAGGCUUACAGUUCAUGUCACAGUCGACUCGGUCAAGAAGACUGCUGUCAUGUUUGAGAACAACAAUUCAUCUUCUUCAUUGUGCUUUUCUGCGUCAGGCAAGGGAGUCCAUCUCGUUAUUGAAAUUGAUAGUGUGCUCUUGCGGGAGGGCAGGGUGCUUCAAACUAUCGAGCAGUGGCGUCAGGAUCAAGCAUCUGUGAUUAGAUUUCUUUUGGACAAAGGAGCAGACAAAAACAUAUCUCAUGUCAAGCAUAAAACUAUUCACGCCAUCGCGGUCGAACACGGGGUAUCCCCUUCCAUCUGCAAACUCCUAAUCCCUUCUGAUGUGGAAUGUUCUCUGACCAAUGCUCUAAAAAGAUUUCCUGUCGCUCAGAGGGAAGUGAUGGAACUGGUUGAAGCUUUACCUGCUCAGACAGGAACUUUCUUUGACGUCAAGAAACUACUGAAUGAUCCAGACAUUGACGAUUCUUACCUGUCCAAUCUACUUCCUGUAUUGCUCUUCCGAUGCAGGAACAAAGAAACUCAUUUUCGUUGUGUCGUUGAGACAGAGAAAAUUGGCUCGUGGAAUGUUCUUCAACUUGUGCUUGACAACGUGAUGGAAGGCGUAGAUCUCACAACCAUUCCGCUUCAUGGAGUAAUCAGCUCGGGCAACAAUGACUUGCUCGCACGUUUGCUCAAGACAAAAGCAGAUCCUAAUCUCAAAACCGGAGAGUAUGAGUCGACAGCGUUACAUACCGCAGUGAGGCACAAGGAUGUCACAGCCAUUAAGCUUCUCCUGAAUGCAGGUGCUGAGUGCAACGCAAGAUCUCUCACAGGAACUGUGUUACAUCUUCUGUGCGACCAAAAGUGCGAUGAACAAGUGUUGGCGAUCGGAACGCUUCUGAUAAAUCAUGGAUCAGACCCCACGUUGCCGAACAACAAAGGAAAGAGUGCCAUUCAAACGUGCCGCUCGGGUAAACUGAAAGAAUUGUACCAGACGAAUAAGAAAUUGCAACCAUGCUCACCAAACAAAUCGGUGACAGGAAGCCCCGUCCUGAAAAAGACUCCAAGGUCAAAAGCUGCGAUGAUGGACAACAGCUGCGCUCAUGAGGUGUCCUCGUCUGAUGCUUGCAUCACUGGAAAAGUUGAUACUGGAAAGUGUCAAAGUGUUGAGCGCGCAAAGACCACUAAGGCAUCCAAGCAGGCGAGCAAUGCUUGCGAUGAUUCAGAUUCUUUGAUCUCGCUGCAGCAAGCGAUCAGAGAACGUCUCAAGAUGCUUUUGGAUGGAAUGGAGAUGACGGUGAAUGAGGAAUGUUCUUCUUUGAAUGCUCAGGCAAAGAUUCCAUCAGCAGAAGAAAAUCGAGACAUGAAAACUGAACGGCCUCAGCGGACGCGUGUUGCUAAACGAUUGCAAUUCGUUGAAGAGAACCCCUUGGAUGGUGCGGGAGAGCAAAUGGCUCCGAGUGCUGAGCAGGAGGGCUCUCAAUCCGACAAGCUCGAGGAGAUGGACCGCCCGCUGGCUCUCAGAGGCGACGAAUGCUGUACGGUCCAAGGCUUCACUGCUAAAGAGCUUUCCUCGAGCGCGUGGGACCUUCGUUUCACACGAGAGUUCAAAGAUCAAUUAUUCCAACUGUACAAGGACCCUAAGCUUCUCAGCUCAAUCGUGAGCAAACUGAAGAGGCUCGCCAACGGGGAACAAGGAAGAAGUCUGAUGAAGUGCCUCAAAGGAACUCCAAAGCACCUCAAGAUCUUCGAGACUCCUUGCGUUUCCUUCAAUGACAGCGGCCGAUUCCUCUGGCAGUAUGCUGUUGACUACUCUCCUCGAAUUCAAGGCUUCACUGACACCAUUCGGCUCUGGCGUAUCUGUCUCGAUCACGAUGACGUGCCGAGAGGCAUCCGAUUCAUCGUUGACGCGCACAAGAAGGGAAGACAGAGUGUGAUGGAGAAGCAGCUCGUGCCUUGCUGGGAAGGAACCAGUACUUUUCAGAAGGACGGGACAAGGAUUCCUCGUCAGUACCGCCCAUGUGAGCAUGUCGAUCUCGUCGAGCUGCGCAAGGAGGAAGACAGGAGGUUUACACUGAUGGUGGAUUCAGAGGAGGAUGUUGAUGAGGAGUAUGUCAACCUCAUCUACACUCCUCCAGCUGUGAGCUCUGCUGAAAGUUUGAACGUCCUCAAGUUCUACGCCUUGAACGAGCAUGUCAUUCGAAGUCUGCAUUCCUUCGAGAACAGGAGCGACGAGGAGACAGCCGUGGUCCCUCCCGAGUUUCCUUUCAUCCCCGAUGACCGUGAAGACAAGAUUAUCAAUCUCCGCGAGGACGAAGUUGUCAAUAGGAAAGUUUCCACGAGCAAGAGAUCAACGAUUCUGGUUGGAAGAGCAGGAACGGGCAAAACGUCAAUAGCAAUCAAUCGGAUGUGGAGAAUGUAUUCGUGCCUGAGCUGCAAUCCUUCAAAGACCGAGGAGUACAACCAGAUAUUUGUCACUGCAAAUCGAGUGCUUCGACAUCAAGUGAGAAAAUCAUUCAGCUGUAUGAAAGGAAUUCCAGAAGGCUCCAACUCAAGCUCUUUCACCUACUCUGCUUCCUUGUGGAGCACAACAAACGAGAUGUUCCCGCUCUUCCUCACUCAGUGUGAGUGGCUGCAGAUGCUUGAUGCGACGUUGAGCAGACCCUUCUGGCCGAGGAAGGCCGAUGGAAGCCUGCUCUUCCAAGACGUGAGCCGGUUCCAUGAAGAGGAUGGCAUGCUCGACUCGCUGCCGGACGAGGAGGAGGUCGACUAUCUCGAGGAUAACAGCGACGAGGAGCCAGGGAGUCUCGCAGAGGAUACGACCGACUCGCCUUCUGCUUCGAUGGCUCCCAUGCGCGAAGAAGUUGACUUCACUUUCUUUUUGCACAACUUUUGGCCAGUGAUGGUCAAAUCAGGAAAGUGCAAGAACCUCUCGCCCACCAGCAUCUUCCAAGAGAUUCACUCGUACAUCAAGGGAUCAUACAAGGCGCUUGUGACUCAGCAAGGGUUUCUCUCUCGAGCGGAGUACCUGCAGCUGCCCUGGAAGAUGGCGCCAAACUUCAACGGGCUGAGGGCCGAGGAGGAUGAGAUAGACCUGCCGGGCGACAAGUUUGGGACCAGAGACCUGAUCUACGACAUGUUUGAAAUCUACCAGACAGAGAAAUCAAAACUUGGAGCGUACGACAUUGCAGAUGUGACGCAUUACAUCUAUCACAACUACGAUUUCAGUUCCCCCAAUCGCAAGAGAAUUCACAGUAUUUACAUUGACGAGGCGCAAGAUUUCACACAAGCAGAGCUUGCUUUGCUCGUUCGGAUAUGUGAAGACAAGAAUGACAUGUUCUUCAGCGGCGACACUUGUCAAACCAUCGCCACAGGAAUCGGAUUCCGUUUCGAAGAUCUGAAAAGCCUUUUCAAGUUUGCGCAAGACAAGCAGCCGAGCAUUGAAAUCCCGGAAGUCAGCACGCUCAACGUCAACUACAGGACCCACAACGGCAUCCUCGCCGUCGCAUCCAGCAUAGUGCACCUUCUUGAACGACUCUUUCCUGCCUUCAUUGACUCGCUGCCGGAGGAGAAAGGAUUCUUCCAGGGGCCAAAGCCGAUGAUGUUGUUGGGCACAGGCAUCGAUGACAUCGCGUUGCUGGUCCUCGGGUCAGACAGGAAACAGUCGCAGAUCGAGUUCGGAGCCCACCAAGUCAUCCUCCUUCGCUCUCAAGAGGCCAAGGACGAGCUGCCUGAGUUCUUGAAGCAAUGCCUGGCGCUGACUAUCCUCGAAUCUAAAGGGCUCGAGUUUGAUGACGUCAUCCUGUGGAACUUCUUGACUGACAGCAAGGCAGAGAAAGAGUGGCGAGUAGUCUUGUCCUGUCUGAUCGAUUCUGAUCCGAGGGAGCAACAAGUCUUGGAAGCGAAGCGGAAGGCAGAGGAGAACAAGAGAGUCGCUGGGAUGCUCAGACCCCUAGAGUUUGACGAGAAAGCUCACCUCAUCCUGUGCGAGGAGUUGAAACAUCUCUACACGGCGAUGACUCGAGCAAGAGUGCGGGUAAUCAUGUACGAAGAAGACGAAGCGAAACGAGCUCCCAUGUACUAUUUCCUGCAGCGGAAGGAGCUCUGUGAGAUCAUCUCGAUGCUCAGCCAGACCUUCAGUUGCGACUCAUUUGCAAGGAAAACAAGUCGAGAAGAAUGGAGGCAGCAGGGUGAGAACCUUCGCAACGUGAGACUGUACAAGUUAGCGUCCAAGUGCUUCGAGAAGUCGGGGGAUGAGCAGCUGAUGCUUCAAUCGCAAGCAGAGCACCUGCUGUCCACUGUAGCCGCCAAGAGCAGCGCGGACGAGAAGAAAAGAGCGCUGAUGGAAGCCGGCUAUCUCUGCUUGAAGAUCGGGGGAAACUUCCUCCUGAGAGCAGCCAGGAGCUUCGCUGAAGCCGGAGAGUUCGAGACAGCUGGAGAUGUUUACGAACUCUGCGCUCUUCAGAUGCCCAAGAAGGAGGCGCUGAGAAGGCGGUGUGUAGCCCUCUACCGCAAGGCAGGGAAGGUGGACAAAGCAGCGGAUAUGAUGAUCAAGCAUGGUGACGCCAGGAACGCGCUGACGCUUCUUCUACGCGAGAAGCGGUACGAGAAGGCGAUCAAGCUACACGAGGAACACUCGCUGCCAGGCAUGCCCGACGCUCUCUCCAAGGAUUCCUUUCUCCGAUUGCGCGCCAACCACCUCGCGCUGUCAGCCAAGAAUGUCGCCUUGAACGAGGAGCAGCGGGACCGCUCGUACCAGGCGUUCUUGAAGACGGCAGCCAAGAUGACGGAGAACCUCGAAGAAGCUGUUCUGAUCGAGAACGCGUGUUAUGCGGAGCUCGCGGAUCGCCUCGACUCAAGGGAGAAGUUCAGAGAGGCCGCCAUGGUCUACACACAGGCAGGCGAUCUCGAUCGAGCUCUGCUCUCUAUCUCAAAGUGUGACAGCUCCACGUUGUCUGAGAUGCAAGUCAAGGCAGAUUUACAACUGCUCAAAGCUCUAGAGUCCGAGGACCGAUCGUCAAAGUGCAAACAUCUUUCUGCGGCUCUCAAGACGUUUUCUGACAUGUUGGAAUUCUCGAAGAAGAAGAAGCAGGAGGAAGAUAUUGAGUUUGUAAAGCUUCGAAUCAUCUUCACAAAGAUUCAGCUUCUCGAGAAUGGUCAGAUGUGCAAGAUCAGCAAUGAAUGGCUUGCAGACGCAACUCUAAGAUGUUUCUGGGACUUGACGACAACCAAGCUCGAGCUGCAAACAUGCACAGAGAAGUUUCUGGAUGACAAGAAGAGGAGCGGCACUCUCUUGAGAAAGGUGUAUCAGAUCUUCAUUGACGUUGCGCACUUGUCGAAUGAGCUCAGCAGCAAACAAGACAGGAAACUCCUCAACGUCCAGCACAAGCAUCUUGAGCAACUCUUUGGAAUGCAGCGGAGUGUUAAUGAUCUGACUGCAUCGAAAGUCCAGCAGCGGCUGAUCAGAAGAAGCCUCCUCGUGAGCGAGGAGAUUUGCUUGUUCCCGAUCGAUUCCUACACCGACGUGCUCAACCCCGACGUCUUGUACAAGUCCAUAAAGACGCACCUGCUCAAGGCUGCUCGCGACGUCCUCGAGCCCUUGACUGACUUGGCGUCGAGGUAUCAGUCAUCGGAAAGCUUCAAGGCCCUCAAGGCCUCGGGCGUCUGCUUGUGGCUGUCGAGCCUCUUGUGCUCGCAAGUUCUGUCGUCGCAAGGGGACAGGAGGAGAGCAGCGGGCGAGAGGUUGCGCAGGAGCAUGAAGACCUAUGAAGGCCGGCUAGUGCAAUGGCACCUCGGCCUCAACCUCUUCUCUCCCGUGCAUACUCUUCGACGGCUGCUGCCCACCUUCAUCUCAGCUCCUGAGUACAUGCGAAUGAAAACAACCAUCGAGCUGUUCUUGAACGACAUGAUGCAGGAUCACCUCAAGGGCGUCAGAGCUGGUGCGAUCAGCAGCCUCAACGAUGUCAAACACCAGCUCUCUCGUUGUGUCUUGUUGCUUGAUAGUCUGGAGAUCAAGUUGGCUUCGACUCCCUUGGCAGCACUGCAGAAAGACAUGUGCUUGCUUGACUGGACGAUCUCAAAACAGAGAAGAAACGCGACGCUCCUCACUCAGUGCCAAGUGUUGAGGGCGCUGAGCUCUUGUACUGCAGCCCAACUCCCGAUACAAACAUGGCAGAUCCUUGCCGACACGCUUGCUCUCUUCUGCUUUGCUGUGAACCUCGAUGUUCUGCGAGGAGAACAAAAGGACGACACCUGCAAUGAAGUCCGUCAGAGGUCUGUGCUGCUUCCCCUGCUAUACAGGGUGCCAUACAAGGACAUGAGGGUUGAAAACUUGCAGCAUGAGGCGAGCAGGCAGUUGAUGAAGGAGACGCUCGACCUGUCGCUGCAGAUCUUGGAACGAGCAUGUGAGGCCAGCAAGUUCCCCAACGACUUGAUCAAGACAUCCAUCCUUGACUUCCUCGCAAGCGCCCUGGUCAACAUUGCUCACUCUCAGCCUGAGCCAAUCAACCUAUGGACCAGUGAGAUCCAUCGCGUCCACCGGGUCAUGCAGUCCAUGGGCCCAGCGAGGGGGGGAGGCGACAUGCCGUCGUUUGAGGUGUUUGACAAGGAGAAGUUUCAACAAGUGCAAAGGUCCAUGAGUGUUCAGUUCAAGUUCGCCACGCUGUUGAUCACCUCGGCUUCUGUCUGCUCGAGCAAGGCAUGGGAACGUCUCAGCCCAGCCAGUCAGGAUCGGAUCGAGGAAGCAGCGAGUGCAAACGCCGGUCCCAAGGAGGAAGACAAGCAGAGGCUGGCGAGUUUUCUGUUAGCCGCCACCCUCAGACUCAGAGAUCGGAACGCUUUCUUGACAGCCGUCCAAGAGUUUCGCAGUGCCUCUGCAGCAGCAGAAGCAGCCGCAGCAGCCGCAGCUCAACAUACGUGCGAUGCACAGGCAGGCAUAGACAGUUACACUCAAGACUUGAUCUCCAUCAUCCAAGACUUCUUCCAGGCGUGCGAAGAAACGUUUGUCCUGCUCAGCGAGAUCAAGUCGCUUUCUGCAGAGCCGGCGAUCCUCCAUGAAGCGGACCGACUGUAUCGAGACACGUCCUUCUCGUACACGAGGGCCAAGAAGAAACUCAGUGAUGCCAUACAUAAUCCUCACCAGGAGGGAAACGCCCUGCAGAACAUUGCAGCUGACAUCAUGGUGGACAGAGAGACCUUCUACUUCGUUCAAGAGCUCGUUCAAGCACAUCAACAAAACCUGUUGCAGAAUAUGGAUCAAGGAGUGUUCAUGUCGCAGAGGCUGUCAGAGCAACACGAGCAGCAGAUGCUGUUCCCUCCGCAGCCCACGAUGAUGGGAUCGCUUUCGGGCCCUACGCUUGCACCAUCAGCCGUGUAUCCUCCUCCUCAGCAUUUCCAGCAGCAGGCCGACCUGAUGAGGCCUUCUGAAGCCUUCAUUCUACCAAACCCCUCACAGUUUCAAGGCUCGUCGUCAGGCAUGAUUGGCUCCUCUCCUCUCGUCGUGCAGGAGCAGUUCUUCUCAUCUCAUGGAUUCGCAGCUGCCUCUUCCUUCCUCCCUCCUGGUGACUUCGACCAGUUGGAGAACAUGCCGGACAGCGAGCUGAUGCCGUUGGGGCCAGACAGUGAGCAGACAAGAACGCGGAGGUAUCAGAGGCAUGGCAGGUUUGGAUAUCGCGGAAGCAGAGGAGGCUGGUCUGAGAACCCGCGAGGGCUGAGGAGGCAACAGCCACCCAACUUGCCGCCAGGGCAGAACCGACAAGCUGCCGCGCAGGGUGCCGGGCAGAGACCGGAAGCUAAUGGGCACCCUCGAGACUCUUACAUGGGGAAGAAGAAGAGAUUUUAUUCCAACAGACCACAGCAGCAGCAGCAGCAGCGACAGCAGCAGCAGCAGCAGCAGCAGCAGCAGCGACAGCAGCAGCAGCAGCAGCAGCAGCAGCAGCAGCAGCGACAGCAGCAGCAGCAGCAGCGACAGCAGCAGCAGCAGCAGCGACAGCAGCAGCAGCAGCAGCGACAGCAGCAGCAGCAGCAGCAGCAGAAGCGACAGCAGCAGCAGCAGCAGCAGCAGCAGCAGCAGCAGCAGCAGCAGCAGCAGCAGCAGCAGCCACAACAACAGCAGCAUAAACAGCAGGCACAGCAGCCACAGCAGCCACAGCAGCCACAGCAUAAACAGCAGGCACAGCAUAAACAGCAGGCACACUGGCAACAGCAGCAGCAGCAUAAACAGCAGCAGCAGCAGCAUAAACAGCAGCAUCAAGCACAAACACAAGCAAAGGGAACACAAGCACAUCAACCUUCCGAAGCUUCUUGA
Molecule: messenger RNA, 9297 nt
Organism: Guillardia theta CCMP2712
Lineage: Eukaryota; Cryptophyceae; Pyrenomonadales; Geminigeraceae
Exons: 4
Coding region: 1-9297 (3098 amino acids)
Molecular function (GO): ATP binding; protein binding
Source: RefSeq, a predicted model, not a curated record